Rhinopithecus roxellana (golden snub-nosed monkey) is the source of this 2571-nucleotide messenger RNA. RefSeq names its product anosmin 1 (gene ANOS1). NCBI's taxonomy places the organism in Eukaryota, Metazoa, Chordata, Mammalia, Primates, Cercopithecidae. Bases 73 to 2112 code for a protein of 679 amino acids. The record is from RefSeq and is a predicted model, not a curated record. Gene Ontology annotation, cellular component: extracellular region; cell surface. Gene Ontology annotation, molecular function: protein binding; peptidase inhibitor activity. Gene Ontology annotation, biological process: neuron differentiation. The transcript has 14 exons.
CAGUAGUGCAGCCCCGGCGCGGAGCAGGGAGCCUCGGCCCGCGCCCGGCGCCCUCGCCCACGACCUGCAGCCAUGGUGCUCGGGGUGCCCAGCGCUGUCCUGACCCUCUGCCUCUGGCUGGCGGCCUCCAGGGGCUGCCUGGCGGCCGGCCCCGGCGCGGCUGCUGCGCGACGGCUGGACGAGUCGCUGUCUGCCGGGAGCGUCCAGCGCGCCCGCUGCGCCUCCAGGUGCCUGAGCCUGCAGAUCACUCGCAUCUCCGCCUUCUUCCAGCACUUCCAGAACAAUGGUUCCCUGGUUUGGUGCCAGAAUCAUAAGCAAUGUUCUAAGUGCCUAGAGCCCUGCAAGGAAUCGGGGGACCUGAGGAAACACCAGUGCCAAAGCUUUUGUGAGCCUCUCUUCCCCAAGAAGAGCUACGAAUGCUUGACCAGCUGUGAGUUCCUCAAAUACAUCCUGUUAGUGAAGCAGGGGGACUGCCCGGCUCCUGAGAAAGCCAGUGGAUUUGCGGCCGCCUGUGUUGAAAGCUGCGAAGUUGACAAUGAGUGCUCUGGGGUGAAGAAAUGUUGUUCAAAUGGGUGUGGACACACCUGCCAAGUACCCAAGACUCUGUACAAAGGUGUCCCCCUGAAGCCCAGAAAAGAGUUACGAUUUACAGAACUGCCGUCUGGACAGCUGGAGGUUAAGUGGUCCUCGAAAUUCAAUAUUUCUAUUGAGCCUGUGAUCUACGUGGUACAAAGAAGAUGGAAUUAUGGAAUCCAUCCUAGCGAAGAUGAUGCCACUCAUUGGCAGACAGUGGCCCAGACCACAGAUGAGCGAGUUCAACUGACUGACAUAAGACCCAGCCGAUGGUACCAGUUUCGAGUGGCUGCUGUGAAUGUGCAUGGAACUCGAGGCUUCACUGCCCCCAGCAAACACUUCCGUUCUUCCAAAGAUCCAUCUGCCCCACCAGCGCCGGCUAACCUCCGGUUGGCCAACUCCACCAUCAACAGUGAUGGGAGUGUGACCAUCACUAUAGUUUGGGAUCUCCCUGAGGAGCCGGACAUCCCUGUGCAUCACUACAAGGUCUUUUGGAGCUGGACGGUCAGCAGUAAGUCUCUUGUCCCAACGAAGAAGAAGCGGAGAAAGACUACGGAUGGGUUUCAAAAUUCUGUGACCCUGGAGAAACUCCAGCCAGACUGUGACUAUGUUGUGGAAUUGCAAGCCAUAACAUACUGGGGACAGACACGGCUGAAGAGUGCAAAGGUGUCCCUUCACUUCACAUCCACACAUGCAACCAACAAAGAACAGCUUGUGAAAACUAGAAAAGGUGGAAUUCAAACACAACUCCCUUUUCAAAGACGACGACCCACUCGCCCGCUGGAAGUUGGAGCUCCCUUCUAUCAGGAUGGCCAACUGCAAGUUAAAGUCUACUGGAAGAAAACAGAAGAUCCUACUGUCAACCAAUAUCAUGUGCGGUGGUUUCCCGAAGUGUGUGCCCACAACAGAACAACCGGAUCAGAGGCAUCAUCUGGCAUGACCCACGAAAAUUAUAUAAUUCUUCAAGAUCUGUCAUUUUCCUGUAAGUAUAAGGUGACUGUCCAAGCAAUACGGCCAAAAGGUCACUCCAAGGCAGAGGCCAUUUUCUUCACUACUCCACCAUGCUCUGCUCUUAAGGGGAAGAGCCACAAGCCCAUUGGCUGCCCUGGCGAAGCAGGUCAUGUUCUUUCUAAGGUGCUAGCUAAGCCUGAGAACCUUUCUGCUUCAUUCAUCGUCCAGGAUGUGAACAUCACGGGUCACUUUUCUUGGAAGAUGGCCAAGGCCAAUCUCUAUCAGCCCAUGACUGGGUUUCAAGUGACUUGGGCUGAGGUCACUACGGAAAGCAGACAGAACAGCCUACCCAACAGCAUUAUUUCACAGUCCCAGAUCCUGCCUUCCGAUCACUAUGUCCUAACAGUGCCCAAUCUGAGACCGUCUACUCUUUACCGACUGGAAGUGCAAGUGCUGACCCCAGGAGGGGAGGGGCCGGCCACCAUCAAGACGUUCCGGACGCCGGAGCUCCCACCCUCUUCAGCACACAGAUCUCAUCUUAAGCAUCGUCAUCCACAUCAUUACAAGCCUUCUCCAGAAAGAUACUAAACUGUUCAAAAAGAUUUUUUGAAAUUGGACAGAUGUGUAAGCUUGUUGAACUUCGGCCACGAGACAUGCACACUUCCAGAGGCAGUGGGAACUGCUCAGAGGCCCGUACUCUCCUAUGUGACUUUAGUGCAGGAAGAACUUCUGUCAAUCACGGAUACAUCUGGAGACAAGUGAGAAACAGUAGAUUGGUGAAGACAGACACCAGUUCCCUACAAGCUUGGAGAAAAUGAAGAAUAGGCCUGUUUAAUGCUAAAUUUUGUUUUCACGUAUGGUGUCGCUCAUUUGUAUUGAAUUACAACAGAACUCAGUUUUCCCUGAAUUUGGAGUACCAAACUCUGCCCCAAAAAGGAGAGUAACAAAUACACAAUUCACACAUAACACUAAGCAUAAAUCUAAUCAAUAAAAUGUAUUUUUGACAAAAUUAUUGAUUCAAUAUGAAAAAUCAACUAAGAUUAUACA